CUCUCUCUCUCGUUUCCCCAGUUGUGUACAUUUAAUCUGUUUGGUUACUGGGAAAACGAGAAUGCCUAACGGAGAACGAAGAUCAAAACGGAAAGAAUGAAGACGAAAGAUCAGAAUGUUCCAGUCUUUUCAGACAUUUUCUGAUCAGCAAGGGAGAAAUCUCGAGAGAGAACGAGAAUUUUUCUCCAAAGUUUUGAUCUUUCCUUGGAGAUGGGGCAUUUUUCUUCCAUGUUCAACGGCUUGGCUCGAUCCUUCUCGAUCAAGAAAGUUAAGAGCAGCAAUGGCGGCAGCGACGGGAAGGUGGCGGCAGAUGAAAUGGUGAGAGAGGCGAAGAAGAACGAACUGAUCCUGCGAUCUUCUGGUUACCUUUACGCUGACGGCUUGAACAACUUGGCCUCGGUUUUCUCCAAACGCGGCGAGAAAGGCGUUAACCAAGACUGUGCCAUCGUAUGGAAGGAAUUCGGGUGCCAAGAAGAUAUGAUCUUCUGCGGGAUAUUUGAUGGGCACGGUCCGUGGGGUCAUUUCGUGGCCAAACAAGUACGGAACUCUUUGCCGCCAUUGUUGCUCCGCAACUGGCAGGAGACUCUAGCUCAAACAGCAGUUGACCCUGAGCUCGAACUCGACACAUCUGACGAAAAGCUUCAGCGGUUCAACAUAUGGAAACGUUCAUACCUCAAGACUUGCGCCUCAGUUGAUCAGGAGCUUGAACAUCACCGCAAGAUCGAUUCUUUCUACAGCGGAACCACCGCUCUCACCAUUGUCAGACAGGGUGAACUUCUUUAUGUAGCAAACGUAGGCGACUCUCGCGCUGUACUUGCUACUGUGUCGGAUGAAGGAAGCUUGGUCCCGGUCCAGCUCACCGUCGAUUUCAAACCCAAUUUGCCUCAGGAGGAAGAGCGGAUUCUGCAAUGCAACGGCCGGGUUUUCUGCCUCCAGGACGAGCCCGGAGUUCACCGAGUGUGGCUACCCGACGAGGAAUCGCCUGGACUCGCAAUGUCCCGAGCCUUCGGAGAUUAUUGUAUCAAAGAAUACGGACUUGUCUCUGUCCCUGAAGUCAUGCAAAGGCAUAUCACCGGUAGAGACAAGUUCGUCAUCUUGGCCACUGAUGGUGUAUGGGAUGUGACCUCGAACCAGGAGGCAGUAGAGAUAGUGUCAUCGACUGGAGAGCCAGCUAAGGCGGCCAAGCGGCUCGUGGAGCAAGCGGUUCGUGCGUGGAAGAAGAAGAGACGGGGAAUCGCCAUGGACGAUAUUUCGGCGGUAUGCCUCUUCUUCCACUCUUCUUCUUCCUCUUCCUCAUAGCUUUUUACUCGCGUUUGGAAAAAAUCAAUGCCACUCAAAUGUAAAUAGAGUAGCGAUCACAACAACGCCACGAUUGCGAUUGCGAAUCGCAACAUUGUUUUGUUCUCGAUCGCAAACAUUGCGUUCCAAAAGUUCUUUUUUAUC
Molecule: messenger RNA, 1443 nt
Organism: Tarenaya hassleriana
Lineage: Eukaryota; Viridiplantae; Streptophyta; Magnoliopsida; Brassicales; Cleomaceae
Product: probable protein phosphatase 2C 73
Exons: 7
Coding region: 211-1299 (362 amino acids)
Biological process (GO): protein dephosphorylation
Molecular function (GO): protein serine/threonine phosphatase activity
Source: RefSeq, a predicted model, not a curated record